Anopheles maculipalpis is the source of this 573-nucleotide messenger RNA. RefSeq lists its product as uncharacterized. The record is from RefSeq and is a predicted model, not a curated record. The coding region runs from base 1 to 573 and encodes 190 amino acids. Lineage: Eukaryota; Metazoa; Arthropoda; Insecta; Diptera; Culicidae. The transcript is spliced from 2 exons.
AUGAUUAUCACUACGCUUAUGGCACUGCACGUGCUGAGUGUGUACGCGGACGUUCUAGCUAAUGCGGAAACGAUAAAGUUCUUCAAAAUAGACCGCAUCACCAACUGCGAACCUGUCGAUGAGUACCCCGUAAUAAUGUUACCGCAGUAUGGCGUUACCAACAAACCGAAUGAGAAUUUAUUCAACUGCACACUACGCAUAAAAGAACGAAUUGAGGGUCCUUUGAAGUACAACGCGAGCAUUAAACGCUGUGAGAUGGAUCUUUCAAAGUGUGAAUUUUUCAACACAAUAGAAACGGAAGAACUGUGCGAAUAUUUUAACGACACGGGAUUUAACGAACGGUUCUUGAACAGCAUUUCGCAACCAUUAACGUGUCCAACCAAGCCGGGAGACUAUCUGUUCAUAAACAAUAAGUGGGAUCUGUCAGCGGUCGUCAAUCUGCCGGGUAGUGCUUACCGGUGGAAUAUUGUAACUACCGUGUCGCAAGUGGCAACAGGACGAGAAAUUUAUUGUACCGAACUGAUGGCAAGAAUUAUGGUGAUUAGGAAGAAAACUAACAGGAUAAAACAUUGA